AUGUCCGAAGAGCUCAACGUUGCUGCAGUGCUUCACCCGAAGCCUGAGAACUUCAAAGAGCUUGCCGCCCUCGUCACCGAAGUGAUCAAGAAGGUGCAAGAGCACGAGCCCGAUACCCUGCUCUACUAUGCCUUCGCCGUCCAGGAGAAGAAUGAAAUCGUGAUUAUUGAAAGAUAUAAGAACCAAGCAGCCGUUCAGGCUCAUGUCAAGGCACCCUAUUUCAAAGAGUUUGCCUCCAAGAUCCCAGGUUUGUCCGAAAAGCCGUGGGAGUUGCGAGCGGGAACUCACUUGAGUGGCGUGCGGGGAGUGUCACGGCUGUAA
Molecule: messenger RNA, 321 nt
Organism: Penicillium verhagenii
Lineage: Eukaryota; Fungi; Ascomycota; Eurotiomycetes; Eurotiales; Aspergillaceae
Product: putative quinol monooxygenase
Exons: 3
Coding region: 1-321 (106 amino acids)
Source: RefSeq, a predicted model, not a curated record